Molecule: messenger RNA, 1227 nt
Organism: Caenorhabditis remanei
Lineage: Eukaryota; Metazoa; Nematoda; Chromadorea; Rhabditida; Rhabditidae
Exons: 6
Coding region: 1-1227 (408 amino acids)
Biological process (GO): regulation of DNA-templated transcription
Molecular function (GO): sequence-specific DNA binding; DNA-binding transcription factor activity; zinc ion binding
Source: RefSeq, a predicted model, not a curated record
AUGCCCGCCCCACUAUUCCUAUCCGGACCAUGCGAAAUAUGUGGACAACAGACUUCAGGCAGACAUUUUGGAGUGAUGAGUUGUCGAGCCUGCGCUGCUUUCUUCAGAAGAGCAGCGAGUUGGUCGAAGAAGAGAAUCGAAUGUCCGAAGGGAAAUUGUACAAUUUUUGAAGAUGGAAAAUUCCAAUGCAAACGAUGUAGACUUAAACGAUGUUUUGAUGUAGGAAUGGAUGCUGGUAAAUUCCAAAGCAAUCGUGAUCUGAUCUCAUGUUCCAAUAAAUUCAUAAAACGUGUUGCAUUUAUCAUAGGACCCCCACAAACUCUAUCCACAUUUCUCGGAAGACCCACAUUCAUUUUGUGUUGUGAGCCGGAUAAAGCAUCUCAUAUCAAGACAGUUAUAGACGUGACGUAUUUAGUGGAUAUUGCAAAUACAAUGUUUUUGAAGGAGCCUUCCCAAAACAUCAAACCGUUCCAAUUCCAUAACAGCCUUGAGAAACUAUCGAUAACAUUAGACGACAUGAGACUAAAACAACCUGACAGUAAGAUAAAACAGUUGACACGGGUUGGAAAGGAUGAAUCUCUUUUCAUUUGGGAGCAAUCAUUUUUGAGAGUUGUUGAGUGGUUUGCGAACUUCACCGAGUUCAGUGAAUUAGAAGAUUAUAUAAAAUUAGAAAUAGUGAAAGCAGCGUGGAUCUGCUGGACUCGUCUGGAGAAAUUGACAGAAACUGCGGAAUAUCAGAGGAAGAAACUAUUCACGAGUGAACAGUUUAUGUGUGGGAAUGAUUCUUGCUUGGACUUUGGGAAUUAUGAAGUUGAUUUGGAAUGGUGUACAAAUUAUUCUUUGGAGCAGCUAACUUUCUACAUGAUGCCUCAAGUGGAGUUAAACGCCCGUCAAUGCAUACAAGAUCUAAUCGAACUUAAUCCAAGCAGUAUCGAAAUCAACUACAUGCUCCUCCAAGUAUCUCUAUAUCAUGCUGGUAGAAAGUGUCAAGGAAAAGUUCUGGAGGCAACUGAGCGACUUCUUCAAUCUCAAGCGGACAAUCUUCAUGAUUAUUACAUGAACAAAAUGAAACUGGCAAAUUAUUCUGGUCGAUUGGCAAAAAUGAUGAAGAUCAAUCGAAUGAUCGAAGCAGAUAUGAGGGAAAGAGCGGAGAAGAAUGAAAUUGCAAGGCUGUUUAAUAUAUUAAAAAUAGACUUUUCUCAUCCAGAUAUGUUUGAGUCAACAUGA